This is a messenger RNA of Seriola dumerili (greater amberjack), 2382 nucleotides long. RefSeq names its product protocadherin alpha-8-like. The transcript has a single exon. Lineage: Eukaryota; Metazoa; Chordata; Actinopteri; Carangiformes; Carangidae. The coding region runs from base 1 to 2382 and encodes 793 amino acids. The record is from RefSeq and is a predicted model, not a curated record. Gene Ontology annotation, biological process: homophilic cell-cell adhesion. Gene Ontology annotation, cellular component: plasma membrane. Gene Ontology annotation, molecular function: calcium ion binding.
AUGGGAAGCGAAAGACGGUUCCGAUCUAAUAACCAUCGGUUUGCUUUUCAUUUUUUCUUAAUACUGUUUUUCGGAAAGCAGACUGUGGCAGAAUUGAGAUACUCUAUUCCAGAGGAGAUGAAAGAAGGAACCGUGGUGGGAAAUGUUGCCAAAGAUCUUGGUCUAGACAAAACCUAUUUGGUUGAUCGCCGAUUCCGUGUUGUGUCUGGAUCUAAGGACGCCUUUUUCGAGGUAAAUCCGGACAACGGUGCUUUACAGGUCAAUAAGAAAAUCGACAGAGAGGGGCUUUGCCUGGGAAGUGGUGCGUGUUUAAUGGAGCUGAAAAUCCUUGUUGAAAAUCCAUUGGAAAUACACUAUGUAGUUGUGGAAAUUACUGAUGUAAAUGAUCACUCCCCUAGUUUUUCCGAAAAGGUUCAGACAUUUGAAAUAGGAGAGCAGUCAUCUCCGGGAACAAGAUUCGAGCUGCAUGCGGCCCGUGAUCCGGAUGCUGGAAUGAACUCUAUCCGCACAUAUAUGUUAACAUCAAAUGAUCACUUUGAAAUAGAAAUUAUUCAAAGCGAUGAAGAUAAAAUACCAUUUUUAGUGUUGAAGAAGUCGUUGGACAGAGAACAAAAGGAUAAACACUUGUUAUUUGUUACAGCAGUUGAUGGAGGUAAACCUCCAAGAUCAGGCACACUAAAUGUUUCUAUUACUGUUCUUGAUAUAAAUGAUAACCGUCCAAUGUUUAGUCAGAACAAUUACCAAACAGAAAUAUAUGAAAACGUCUCAGUUGGAACUACUGUUACAAAAGUGGAUGCAACAGAUCCAGACGAAGGGCCGAACGGGGAAAUAGAGUACAGCCUCAGCAAAACAUUAGCACGUAAAGUCUACGAGAUAUUCGAAUUAGAUAGUUUAAGCGGACAAAUUACAUUGAAAGGAUCACUGGAUUUUGAGGAAGCGGACAUUUAUAAACUAGAUGUUCAGGCAUCAGACAAAGGAACGCCACCAUUAACAAGCAGAUGUAGAGUUAUAGUAAAGAUAAAAGACGUCAAUGAUAAUCCGCCUGAAAUAGAAGUAACAUCACUGUCAAAUACAGUGUCUGAAGACUCGAAGCCUGGCACAGUUAUUUCACUUAUUAGUGUGACGGAUAACGACUCUGGAAUAAAUGGAAAAAUUAUUUCCAGCAUAACCGAAAAAGUUCCGUUUGAAUUAAAACCUUCUUAUAAGGAAAACACAUAUUCACUUGUGACUAGGGAGGUUUUAGAUCGAGAGCAGGUGCCACAGUAUGACAUCACAAUAAAAGCCACGGACUGCGGUGAGCCGCCAAUAUCAACUUUCAAAACUCUAAACAUUCAGAUAUCAGAUGUAAACGACAACAGUCCACAUUUCGACCAAAGUCCAAUACAGUUUUACCUGGUAGAAAAUAACGUUGCUGGAAAGUCCAUAUUCUCUAUAAGCGCAACAGACAAUGAUAUUAACGAAAAUGCAGCUGUUACAUAUCACAUUCUUAGAGGAGGGAGUGAUAAUGAUUUAACGCCAUCUUUCCUAAACAUCAAUUCAGAUAAUGGACAGAUUUCAGCACUAAAGAGUUUUGACUUUGAAACAGUGAAAACUUUCCAGUUCAGAGUUGUUGCGUCAGAUUCUGGAACUCCAUCACUGAGCAGCAAUGUCACAGUGAACGUGUUCAUUCUGGAUCAGAACGACAACGCUCCAGUCAUCCUGUAUCCAGUCAGCUCUAACGGUUCUGUUGAAGGUGUGGAGGAGAUUCCCCGCAACGUGAACGCAGGACACUUGGUGACUAAAGUCAGAGCCUAUGACGCUGAUAUAGGAUAUAACGGCUGGUUACUGUUUUCACUGCAGGAAGUUACUGACCACAGUCUCUUUGGUUUGGACCGCUAUACAGGACAGAUCAGAACACUUCGCUCAUUCACAGAGACAGACGAGGCUGAGCAUAAACUGGUCAUACUGGUCAAAGACAAUGGCAACGUUUCACUCUCAGCAACAGCUACUGUGAUUGUCAAACUUGUGGAGCCCAAAGAGGCUUUUGCAGCUUCUGAUGUGAAAAGUUCAGCAAAAGCAGAUGAGGAUAAUAAUGUGACAUUUUACCUGAUGAUAACUUUGGGCUCAGUUUCAGCACUUUUUCUCAUCAGUAUCAUCGUGCUGAUUGCAAUGCAGUGCUCAAAAUCCACAGACUAUACUUCUAAAUAUCUACAAGAGACUAACUAUGAUGGGACGCUGUGUCACAGCAUCCAGUACAGAUCUGGAGACAAACGGUACAUGUUAGUUGGACCCAGAAUGAGUAUAGGAUCUACUAUAGUCCCGGGAAGCCAUGCGAAUACACUAGUGCUCCCUGACAGGAGGAGAACAUCUGAAGAGGUAAGCUGGUUUAUUUUAACGGCUUAA